AUGAGCAUAACUCACAAUAAGCGAAGGGUGUCAGUGAAGGGUGGUAGGCCCCAGUCCGUUGGUUGGAAGUCUAGAGUGAAGCAAGGAUCUGGUGGGUUGCGUGGAAGGGUUGGGGGAGAGGGAGAGGGAAAGGGAGAGGGUGAGGGCGAGGGAGAGGGGAGAAGAAGAGAGAGAGGAGAGAGGGGAGAGGGAGAGAGAGAGAGAGGGAGAGGGAAGAAAGGAGAGGGAGGGGGAGAGUUGGGGUUGAAGAGGAUGAAAGGAACAAGGAGAGGCGUGCGGAGGAGAGGAGAGUUGUAG
Messenger RNA from Closterium sp. Naga37s-1, 297 nucleotides. Lineage: Eukaryota; Viridiplantae; Streptophyta; Zygnematophyceae; Desmidiales; Closteriaceae. The record is from the annotation of a GenBank genome assembly.